GUGACCGCUCCCUCAAUCUGGCUGCGAUGGCUUUGGCUGGGACCAGCUGUCUGCAACACCUGACGUCGAAAGUGAUGGUUGACAGCCAAUAAAGGAUGUGGCCACCUGUGGUCUCCCUAGAGAGGGAGUCGUGCUUCCCUGUCGUAAGUGGGAGCAAGCCUGGGGAGUUGGAGGCCAUACCAGAUGCUGCUGUCCCCAGCACCACCACCUCCCCGCAGACAGAGGGCGCUAAGAUGAAGAAGAAAAAGAAGAGACUGUGGAUCAACCUCACCAACUGCAAGUUUGAAAGCGUCAGACGUGCAGCAUCCCGCUUUGGCCUGAGGGAGGCGCUGGAGGGCGAGGAGUGGACGGUCUACUGGACUGAUCUCACCGUGUCGCUGGAGAGACUAAUGGACAUGAAAGGCUACCAGAAGAUCAACCAUUUCCCAGGGAUGAUCGAGAUCUGCCGGAAGGACCUGCUAGCCAGGAACAUGAAUCGCAUGUUCAAACGUUUCCCCAAGGAUUACAACAUCUUCCCUCGUACUUGGUGCCUCCCCGCAGACUACAGUGACCUCCAGGCCUACGCUAGGUCCAAGAAGCACAAGACCUACAUCUGCAAGCCCGAGACUGGCAGCCAGGGACGGGGAAUCUUUCUCACCAGGUCUGCCAAAGACAUCCCUCCUGGAGAACACAUGAUCUGCCAAGUGUACCUGUCCCGGCCGUUUGUCCUGGACGGGUUCAAGUUUGACCUUCGCAUCUACGUGCUGGUGACCUCGUGCGACCCCCUGAGCAUCUUCCUGUAUGAGGAGGGCCUGGCUCGCUUCUGCACCAGCCAGUACAACCACCCCAACAACAACAACCUGCAAAACGUAUGUAUGCAUCUGACCAACUAUGCCAUCAACAAACACAGUGAGAACUUUGUCCGGGACGAGCUGGCUGGGAGUAAAAGGAAGUUGUCGACGGUGUUGGAGUCCCUCUGCUGUGACACAGGGCAGGUGUGGGCGGAUAUAGAGGACGUGGUGAUCAAGGCCCUGAUCGCGGCCCACCCCGUGCUGAAGCACAGCUACAACACCUGCUUCACCCGACACACGGCCUGUGGCUCGGGGGCCUGCUUCGAGAUUCUGGGCUUUGACGUGCUGCUGGACCACAAGCUCAAGCCCUGGGUGCUGGAGGUGAAUCACUCUCCUAGCUUCACCACCGACUCUCGGCUGGACCGUGAGGUGAAGGACAAGAUGCUUUAUGACUCGCUGGUGCUCAUCAACCUGGGAGCGUGCAACCGCAAGCAGGCUCGAGAGGAGGAGAAACGUAGGCUCACCGACAGACUACAGCCCCGAGACGUGAGGAACCGGCUGCAGCAGCUGAGGCAGGCCAAUAGCGUGGAGCGUGCCCUGGCCUAUGAGGACCAGCACCUUGGAGGGUUCCGCCGCAUCCUCCCUCGGCCCAACGCCAGCGACUACGACAAGUUCUUCAAGCAUGGAUGCUCCCUCUUCCAGGAAACCAUCGCCUCACGUGCACGAGAGAAGUGCGCUAGACAGCAGCUGCUGGAGAUCCAGGAGAGGCAGGGUCAGAAGAGGAAGAAGGCCUGUUCUCUGGGGGAGUCUGCUGGGGAGAGAAGCCGACCCAGGGGCCGCAAGCAACAACCAAGGCCUCCUCCGUUCCUCCCCAACCUGAAGUUGAAGCCCGAUGAGGAAGAGGAAGAUGAUAAGAGGUCUUUGCCUUUCUCAGACAUGAGGUCUCGUCUGCUGAAAGAGCUGGGGGUAGUGCAGAAGGUCUACCAGCUCUUAGGAACCCCUCAGUGUAACACGCGGAACCAAGCGUGCUGCAGGGCAGAGGACUCGCUCAUUAACAAUCCAGACACCUUGGGGGACAACUGCUCCAAGUGUGGUAAGAUGAUCAUGCUGAAGAAGAGGGUAGACCUGGUCAACAAGUUCCCACCAAGGGACCACUGCCAGGCCCAACCUCAGAACCCCGAGGGGAUCCAGCCUCUGCCUAGGCCUGUGCUGAGGGUACCUGUGCCAGCUGUACCACCUGUGCCACUGCCCUCGUCCCUCAGCUGCAUCAAGCACCAGCUGGCUUUGCCCAACCAGUGCACUGCCAAGAGUAGAGCCAGUGCCUCUCUGGCGGACGUGGCUCUGCGGGACAUCAGUGUGCUGGACCUUCAGACGCAGGGCUUCCCCUUGAGCAGGAGGAGGCUGGUGUUUCGGCCCCGCUCCCUAGAGAGACACCUCUCCAUCCAAGGCCUGUGUGUCAUAUCGGACCGCCUCCCCCUGGUCCAGCGCAAUGGACACCCCGCCAUCCUGGAGCCCCUCGAGGUCUUGGGCCAAGGUCACAGGACUCCAGCCUCUCUGGCCAUGCUGCCCUUUCGUUAUCCAGUUGUUCAAGCUCUCUCGACCAAUCAGCAUGGAGAAAACAACACUGAGCACACAACUGAAAACUUGCCAUCCAAUCAGCAGCAAGUCCCACUUGACAGAACAUGAGCCCACUGCCUAUGAGAGCUACUGAUCACGCAAAGGACAGGACAACAGAACAAGGCUUUUUUUUGUGUAAAUCAGUAAGGAAG
Sardina pilchardus (European sardine) is the source of this 2539-nucleotide messenger RNA. RefSeq names its product tubulin polyglutamylase ttll6-like. Lineage: Eukaryota; Metazoa; Chordata; Actinopteri; Clupeiformes; Clupeidae. The transcript is spliced from 16 exons. Gene Ontology annotation, molecular function: tubulin-glutamic acid ligase activity; tubulin binding. The record is from RefSeq and is a predicted model, not a curated record. Gene Ontology annotation, cellular component: cilium. Gene Ontology annotation, biological process: protein polyglutamylation; microtubule cytoskeleton organization. Bases 96 to 2456 code for a protein of 786 amino acids.